AUGGAGCCAUCAUUAUCACAGGGAGCAGGCUAUGGUUUGAUAGUGGGGGGCGGUGCAUUCUUCGCUAUAGUAAUGAACUACAUUACUUUUAUACAAAAUAAGUAUAGUAAAUAUAGUUCAAAAAAAGUAGACGAGUUUGUAUCAGGAAGUAGAUCUGUUGGAUUUGGGUUAUUGUUAAGUGGCAUAUUAUCCAACUGGACUUGGAGUUUAACCUUAUUGGAAUCAGCUGUGAAAAGUUAUGAUAUCGGCAUUAGUGGAAGUUACUGGUAUGCAAUUGGUGGUUUACUACAAGUUAGUGUGUUUUCUGUUGUUUCCUCAAAAAUCAAGAAAAAUGCAAAUUUAGUCACCACGUUUCCCGAGAUGGCAUUUUUCAGGUUCGGCAAAGCUGGUCACUUGAGCUUCCUUUGGUGUGGUUUUGUAUGCAAUGCUAUAGUUAGUUCAUGCAUCUUACUCGGUGGCUCUGCUGUCUUCAAUGCUGUUACCGGUGUAAGUCAAUAUGCUGCGUUGUUCUUAAUACCAUUUGGUUGUGCUGUCUAUGUUAGCUUUGGAGGGCUAAGAGCAACAUUUAUAUCAGAUGCAACUCACACAUGUAUUAUUUUAUUAUUCAUUGUUGUUUUCAUGUUGGAGGUAUAUUUUGGAAAUGAUAAAAUUGGAUCUCCAAAGAAAAUGUGGGAGUUGCUAGAGUCCUUGCCACCAGUUGAAGAGAAUUACCAUGGAUCAUACCUCACGUUCAGAUCACAGCAAGGUGCAAUCUUUGCGGUGAUCAGUAUCAUUACUGGAUUUGGAUUAGUGGUUAACGAUCAAGCAUACUUGUCAAGAGCAGUUGCAGCAGAUCCAAGAAUUACCUCAAGAGCGUACUUUUUUGCGUCCAUAUGUUGGUUUGUCAUUCCAUUUGCAAUGGGGGCUAGCUUGGGACUCGCAGCAAAAGCAUUAACCGUGUAUCCUGAUUUCCCAACUCUAUCAGAAUCCGAAGUUGGCGAAGGCUUGCCGCCAGUAGCUGCGGCAAUAUACUUGAUGGGCAAUUCGGGAUCAGCUAUGAUAUUAGUUAUGAUUUUCUUUUCAGUUACUUCAUCAUUCUCGGGGGAGUUAAUCGGUACGUCAACUUUAAUAUCGUAUGAUAUUUACAAACGCUACAUCAAACCAGACGCUACUCCACAUCAAGUUGUUAAAGUUGCAAAGAUUAGUGUUUUUGGAUGGGCCAUUUUUUCAUCUUGCUUAGCUUCAAUUUUCUAUGGAGCUGCUCAUAUAUCGAUGGGCUGGCUAUUCAACUUUUUAGGCUGUGCAACAGGAGCUGGAGUUUUUCCAAUUGCAUUAUCAUUCGUGUGGAAAGAUUUAAACAAAAUAGGCGCUGUUGGUGGUGCUGUUGGUGGCAUGGUUCUUGCCAUUAUCGCGUGGUUGGUCACUUGCAAAGCUUAUUUGGGGGAGAUCAAUGUUGUGAAUUUGUCGCAGCAAUGGGUAUCAUUUACGGGUAAUGUCACUGCAUUAUUAAUGGGUGGAAUAAUCUCAAUCACUGCAUCUUUGAUUUGGCCAGCUAAUUUUGAUUUUGAAGAGACGAGAAACAGGACAAGUUUGACUAGUUCAAAAACAGAAAAGGAUCAAAUUGAACCUGUAGAAAGCAGCGGUAACAGUAACAGUAACAGCAUCAGCAUCAGCUUCAACGUCAACAACGACAACGGCAGUAGCGGCGCUAGUGACAAAGAUUUGAAAUCAAUAGACAAACAAGAUGAAUUGAAACAAGUUGAAAUCGAAUCGGUUUCUCAAGAUUCUGACUUAGAUAUGGAUUUAAACGCAGUAAUCGACCAUAAACAUUUGGAUCAUCAGUUUAAAAAAUAUUGUGGUCUUGUUGCUCUUCUUGCAAUUGUUUUCACACUUGUUAUCCCAAUUCCAUUAGGUGCUUCACCAUAUGUAAUGAGUCAAGAUUUUUUACAGAAUCUACUAAAAAAUCCACAGGAUAUUUUUAAGCUUCGAAGUCCUCAGUCUGGGGAAACUAAAUCCAAUGUUAAUUUGUUUAAUGAAUUGACUAAAUCAAUAAUUAGUCCAUUAGUUUCAAAGUAUUCAGUGUUGGAUGAGGUAUAUAUAGAUGGAUUAGACUCAACACAAGUUUUUGGCCAAACAAAGAUUGUGCUUGAUGGGAUAGGAAAGAGGUUGUUGCGUGAUGAAAUUCCGAAAAUGCGGGCCCAAAUCGGGGAGGUGGAAGAUGAAGAGGGAGAUGAGGAAGAGGAAGAUGAAGAGGAGGAGGAAGGAGAAGGGGGAGAAGAAGAAGAAGAAGAGGUGGUGGUGAAAGGAGGAGAAGAAGAAGAGGAGGUGGCGGAAGAGGAAGAGGAAGUGGAAGAGGAGGUGGCGGAAGAGGAAGAGGAAGUGGAAGAGGAAGAGGAAGAGGAAGAUGAAGAAGAAGAAGAGGAGGAGGAAGAAGAAGAAAAUGAAAAAUUGGGCACUGACUCAGAGGAGAACGAGCUAGACCAUAAAAAGGAUGCAUUUGGGCUUAAUGAUGGAUUUUUCGAUAUUGACCAAUACAAGAAACACGUUCUUGCAUUAGAAAAUGAAGAAGACAGUGGAAAUGCUUCAGAAGAGAUUGAUUAUUUUGCAAGUCUAAGUGGCGAAAGUGAGGAUGAUGAAGAAGAAGAGCAAAUGGAUUAUUACGAUGAUUUUUACGAAAAGCCUGGGAAUAGAAAGGGGAAGAAACAGCAAAGUAAGGAAUCAGAAGAAGGAGAAGGAGAAGGAGAAGAGAUUGAAGAUUUUGCUGAUGAGGAUUAUGAGAAAGCAAUUGACUCAGUGAGACUUGAUUUGUUUGCAGAAGAAGAGGACAAGGAUGAAGGUAAAAAAACUAGUGAAAAUCUCUCCACAUUUGAAAAGCAGCAGCGAGAAUUACAAAAAGAGAUAGCCAAGUUAGAGGCAGAGUUGAUUGCUGAGAAAAAAUGGACGUUAAAAGGUGAGGUAACAUCGAACGAGAGGCCAAAGGAGUCGCUUUUAGAAGAAAACGAAAUAACAUUUGACCGAACAGCGAAACCAGUACCUACAAUCACUCAAGAGGUAACUGAAACUAUCGAGGAUUUAAUUAGAAAGAGGAUUAAAAACGAUGAUUUUAAUGACCUACCUCGAAGAAUAAUCCAGGAUUUGUCUAAAUUUCACAAAGGUCCACAAGUGGAGGUUUCAGAACAAAAAUCGGCAAGAUCACUAGCUGAGCUUUAUGAGGAUGAAUACAACCAAGUAGAUGCACAAAGAGACGCAUUGAAUGAGGAGGAAAAAAAACAGCACGAGGAGAUUAGUGAAUUAUUUACAAUGGUUACACACAAACUCGACGCACUUUGUUCGGCUCAUUUUAUUCCCAAACCGCAUCAAGUUAAAGAUAUCGAAAUCAAAGUUACUGAUGCUAGUGCUCCUCUUAUUAGUAUGGAAGAUGCACAACCUUUAAACGUUUCAAGCGAGUCGAGACUAGCGCCUCAAGAAAUAUACAAAAUCGGCGAUGACGCGGCAGUGGCGGCGACUGCGAAAGGUUUUAGUGAUGACCCGCGAUCCCAGUGGAAAUCGGAAGUACAGUUUAAAUCUGGGCUUUCUUAUUCAAAAAGUGAAAUAAAUCGUGAUGAAAAACAAAGGCUUAGAAGAGCCAACAAGAGGAAAAAAAUGAAAAACUUUAAGCAAAGAGAAGAAUUUAAGAGACAAAGAACUUUGCAAGAACCUAAAUCUGAUGGGGAAAAGAAAAUAAAAAAUAAUCAAGUUACCGAUACCUUAUCUAAAGCAAAGAAUGUUACAAUUAUCGGUAAAAAGGGCGAGCUAAGAGAUAUUCAAGGAAACUUGAAGAGGACAAUUGCUUCACAAACACCAACCAACUUUAAAUUAUGA
Lodderomyces oxycetoniae is the source of this 3840-nucleotide messenger RNA. It is a transcript of the gene MPP10, whose product is annotated as rRNA-processing protein. The transcript has 2 exons. Gene Ontology annotation, cellular component: Mpp10 complex; nucleus; plasma membrane. Lineage: Eukaryota; Fungi; Ascomycota; Pichiomycetes; Serinales; Debaryomycetaceae. The record is from RefSeq and is a predicted model, not a curated record. Bases 1 to 3840 code for a protein of 1279 amino acids. Gene Ontology annotation, biological process: rRNA processing; urea transmembrane transport. Gene Ontology annotation, molecular function: urea transmembrane transporter activity.